This is a messenger RNA of Cyclospora cayetanensis, 615 nucleotides long. Its product is annotated as chromatin modification-related protein MEAF6. Gene Ontology annotation, cellular component: histone acetyltransferase complex. Lineage: Eukaryota; Apicomplexa; Conoidasida; Eucoccidiorida; Eimeriidae. The record is from RefSeq and is a predicted model, not a curated record. The coding region runs from base 61 to 615 and encodes 184 amino acids. The transcript is spliced from 3 exons.
AGCUCAUGGCACAGAGAGGAGGGGAUCAAGGUGUCUAAAAGGCUGCCAGUGUAUCAGGAAAUGCUCAAACUCCAUGAAAAACUCGAGUCAGACGUCUUGCUUUUGGAAAACAAGAUAUAUGAGAUGGAAGGAAAUUAUUUGGCUGCUACUGCUGAUGUCGGAAACAUGAUUAAAGGAUGGGAAGGUUACAUCUCGUCCGCCACUAAGACAAGGCGUCCAGCUGCCAAAGCAGCAGGUAGUGCAUCUAGCAACCAGGAGCGGCUGUUUUCUCUCACUAGCACUACAAGUCGUGCGUCUCGCGAGCUCAGCACAUGGGCUAGCGUGGAAGACUCAGAGAGACAGCUCAUGGGAUCGUCGGGAGGAAAAGGAUGGAACAACGGCGCGGCGUCGCAGGUUUCCAACAGUCGGAAUUCCGCCUGCAGUACAAAUGUGAAGUGUGCAAAAAAGCCGCCCUCUCGUACAGGUAGCUCCUCCAAUGCAUCCAAGGGCAUUUCAGGGGGCCGUCAUUCCUCUGGAACUGGUGGCGGAUCUACAUCUGCCGUAAGCCAGAAGGCGUGCGGGGGAGCAGUUACCGGCGAUGCACCAAUAGGCAGUGCUUGCCACGGUCGCAUGUGA